CUUUAUUAUAUCUCGUUUCCUUAUCACUAUCUACUUCUAUAUACUAUCUUUUCGUAAAAAAAAGCUUAUCUAACUCUAUUUUAAAUAUCGAUAUUUCUCUUGGCUAGACAAAAGUAUUAUAUAAUAAGCUCGAUAGAUGGUAAGAGGUUAAAUCCUUCAAGAUUGACGACCAAAAUCAUUUCCUGUUUUGCAACCUUUUCAGAGGAAGAUGUGGAUCUCUCAUCUACGUCGUCAAUCUGGACCUCUUCGUAGGUUGAAUGAUUUCACUUGGCAUCAAGUUUUACGCCCGUUUACCGAAUUAAAGAUUUACCUUUAUUCUAUCACUGCUGCCUCAAGUCAAGUAGCAAGUAGUAAUAUCGCCAAUUUCGGUCCAAUGAUCAUCAAAGAGAUGGAUUACGAAGGUGCAAAGACUAACCUUCUAAGCGCUGGUCCAUUAGCACUUUCCGUUUUCAUCAUGCUAAUCUGUGCAGUUUUGGCAGAUCGAAAAGGGAUGAGAUCUUCAUUGCUUUUGCCGUGUUUGUCGUUGAUCACCAUUGGCCAAUUUUUGAUCUUUUUCGAUACUCAUUCGAAAAGCGUUACUUAUGGUGCAAUGUAUCUAAUCGCCGGCUUCAGUGGUCCUUGCUCUACCUUAAUCACAGUAUGGUGCGCCGGAAAUAUCGGACCGCAAUACACAAAGAUGGCGACUUUGGCUCUUUGUCUAUUGAGCCACACGUCUGCAACGUUGAUCAGUGUUGAUCUGUUUCCUCCAACUUUGGCACGUUCAUUUAGCGGGAUCGAUUUGUAUAGUCAUCGUAAUUGUUUCUGCUUCUUUGUUGACGUUGGUAUUGUGAUUUGAGAAUCAUAAGAGAGCCUUUUGGCUGGAACAUCGUACGAUCCCAUGAAUUCCGUGUGGUAUUUUGUGUUGAGACUCGCAACACUUCCGUCUGUUGAACUUGUACCAUUUCUCCUGUUGAGACUGCUCCGGAGACUCUUGACGAAUCCUGUGUGGCAUCUUGUAUUGAGUCUUGUACCAUUUCUGCUGUUGAGACUGCUCCGCUGACUCUUGAAGAAUUCUGUGUAGAAUUUUGCGUUAAGUCUUGCACUUCCACCUUCCUUCCCUCCUUCUGCCCUUCCUCCUUCUCAGAACCCUUAAUCUGGAUCCAUUUACAGUUUCUCUUCUUCUC
Messenger RNA from Meira miltonrushii, 1163 nucleotides. RefSeq lists its product as uncharacterized. Lineage: Eukaryota; Fungi; Basidiomycota; Exobasidiomycetes; Exobasidiales; Brachybasidiaceae. Gene Ontology annotation, molecular function: transmembrane transporter activity. The record is from RefSeq and is a predicted model, not a curated record. Gene Ontology annotation, cellular component: membrane. The coding region runs from base 209 to 835 and encodes 208 amino acids. The transcript is spliced from 2 exons.